UAUUUUAUUUGCUUUUCAAUAUUUUUCUCCAAUACGAAAUCAAAACAAACAAUAUUGACACAAAAACAAUUUCCUACCGACAUUUUCAACACUAUAACCACAAUACUAACAUUAAACCCAAAUUUCCUUAUCUCAAUCCUGUUCCCAAAAAAUAAUGAACGCACCCAAACACUAAAAAUUAAUAAAUAGCCCGUUGAAUCCUUAUCCGAUGAUUUCCUAUUCCCAAUGACCACAUCCCGUUUAUCGUAUGCAUCAAGUCCUGAAUCUGAUUUGGAAUUAAGUCCUGGGCCAUCAGCAUCAUUGUCACUAGGCAAUUUACCACAAUUGGUUAAAUCGAGCUCAGAUCCAUCGAUUGCAACUAAUCAGGAUAACUUGGAUAGGGAUAGAGACAUAAUUGGUGAAGGAUUACCACCUCCAUAUACGAUUCCGUAUGAACAUUCCGCUAAUCCACCACCAAAUCGACGCCAAACAAUAGACUCUAGUAAAUAUGCUGGCUACAUACCACCAGGCACAAAUAUGUUAGGUGGUUCGUCUGAUCCGUCGACACCCUCUACACGCCCACAAUCACUUUAUGGUAUAAAUGCACCUGAUUUGCCACCACGCAUAGAUCGCCAAUCAAAACCCGGACCUGGUGAAAUGCAACCACCUUCUCGUACAAAUAGUUCUGGUGGAACUUUAGGACGUUCAGCGCAAGAACGCUUAUUUGGAAAACCCAUUGUUAAUGAUGAUGUACAAGCUGAAUAUAUAUCACGCAAUGCUUUAGCAACAGAUUCAAUAGAUCGCCAACAACAUGCUUCGUUGGAGCGGCAAGCACGCUUGAAUGCUGCUACAAUGGGUAGCUCAACUGGUUUACCUGGUAGUAAAGGCUCAAUGCCUAAUAGUUCCCAGCAAAAUGGUUCCAGUUAUGAUAGCGUAUCAAGUUAUGAUUCGUACAACACAUCUCAGCUAACGAUGCAAAAUUUGGGCAGACUUGGGCCAAAUGCUCCCGACGAUCUCAAGUCAGUACCAAAUGCAAAUGGCCGUCCUUUACCACCUGCUGGUAUGAACUCACAGGCACCGGAAUAUGCACGUAGCACACAUGAUCACCGUAACUUUGUAGGUGCGAAUGACUUAAAUCGGCAAAGCAGUCCUGGUAGACCACAAUAUCAUGAUAUAAACUCGGCGAGGAAUAUAGAUCCACGAAAUGGACCACCUCAACGCCCUUCAAAUUUGGGUCUCGAAGGCAGCCCCCGUAAGCCAUUAAUGGAAACAAAAACUGAUUAUGGAAAGUACAGUCGAAACAAUUCUGCCUCUCAAGCUGAUUACAGUAAAUUGCCGAAGAAUCCACAAAUGGUUGUGCCACCACCAAAUAUCAAUGGUAGCAACAACAAUGCUGCAACAAAUGGUAACAACGGUGGACCCUUUAAACCAGUGCCGCCACCAAAGCCCAAAAAUUAUCGACCACCAAUACAAGGUGGUACUGGUGCUGGCAAUGGCAAUGCAAAUUGGGAAAAUGGCGAACCUGGCUCACCACGUUCACCCAACGGCUUUUAUUAUCCACCUACACCAUCACAUCAUCAUUACUCACAACAAACACCUGGUUCACCACAUCAUGGUCCUAAUAAUAACAUACAACCCACCUAUGGCACCAACAGCAAUUAUAGUCAACAACCACAAUAUCCACCUACAAAUGGUUACAAUGGCAGUAAUCACCACUAUAAUGGCGGCAGCGGCACUGGUCCAUAUAUUGCACCACAUCGUGGCAUGCCACCACCUAUUGGUAAUCUUCCACCACAUACGCCAGAACGGCAUGCUCUGGACUUAGCAGGCAGUCGUGAACAACGGGGCUCAGCAUUCGAACUAUAUCGUAAACCACAAAUCGGUACAGCAGGGCACCAUCAUAACAUGAGGUAA
Teleopsis dalmanni is the source of this 1893-nucleotide messenger RNA. Its product is annotated as atrophin-1-like. NCBI's taxonomy places the organism in Eukaryota, Metazoa, Arthropoda, Insecta, Diptera, Diopsidae. The coding region runs from base 226 to 1893 and encodes 555 amino acids. The transcript is spliced from 7 exons. The record is from RefSeq and is a predicted model, not a curated record.